Penicillium expansum is the source of this 3144-nucleotide messenger RNA. RefSeq names its product ATP dependent DNA ligase domain protein. Gene Ontology annotation, cellular component: DNA ligase IV complex. The transcript is spliced from 3 exons. The coding region runs from base 1 to 3144 and encodes 1047 amino acids. Gene Ontology annotation, molecular function: ATP binding; DNA ligase (ATP) activity; DNA binding. Gene Ontology annotation, biological process: double-strand break repair via nonhomologous end joining; DNA recombination; nucleotide-excision repair, DNA gap filling. Lineage: Eukaryota; Fungi; Ascomycota; Eurotiomycetes; Eurotiales; Aspergillaceae. The record is from RefSeq and is a predicted model, not a curated record.
AUGGGCUUCAAAUUUACCCUUUUGUGUGAUCUGCUGUCCAACCUGGACGACAGCAAAACGGCUAAGGCAUCCACGGCCGCCAGGAACCAGAACCCGGACAUUAGAACAGUCGCCCAGUGGUUCUCUCGACAUGAACGGACAAUUCAUCAUGUCGACACAGACCGUGUGGCGUUGCUUUCGUGUAUGUUCCCCGAAAAACGAACGGACCGAGUAUACUGGCUGCAAGUCAUGCAGCUAUCAAGAGUCAUCGGGCGCUGCUUGGGCUUGGGAUCAUCGAGACUUUCCGAACUAAAUCGAUGGCAAAGUCCUGGUGGCUUUGAUCUCGGAGGGUGUGUCGAAGUUGUCAUGCGACAGGCCGAGAAUUACAUUCCGGCGGGCCAGGAGUUGUCGGUAGAAGAAAUUGAUCGUGCCAUGGCUAUGAUUGCAUCGCGUUGCCGCUUCUCUGGUCCUCUGAUCCGUUGGAAUCGUACAGCUGUGGACGUCGAAGAAAUCCUAUCAAAACUGUACCGUCGAUCAAGUAGCCGCGAUGCCAAAUGGCUCACUCGCAUGAUUCUCAAAAGCUACUCUCCCAUCGUUUUCCCGGAACAGUAUACCCUGAAGAAAUUUCACUUUCUUUUGCCACAACUGCUCCAGCUUCAGAGCUCUUUUGAAGGGGCAUUAGAGAUGCUUGCUUCUGAUCCAAUAAAGCACUUCCCUCCAAACCCGGAUCCACAAUCAGCUAAGAGUCUUAGCACGAUUGCUCUACAGCAUAUGCGCCCUCGUCCUGGUAUCAAGGUGGGGCGACCCGAUUAUUAUAAAGCGCGGAGUAUCAAACAUUGUCACCAAAUGGCCAACGGUCGUCGAAUGAGCAUUGAACGGAAAUACGAUGGUGAAUACUGUCAGAUCCACGUGGAUCUCUCUAACAAAUAUACCCCGAUUCAGAUCUUCUCCAAAAGUGGCAAGGACUCGACCGCGGAUAAAGAUAAGAUUAUACCUAUGAUAGAAGGAUCGCUCCGGAUUGGACUGCCUGACUGCAAAUUUGCGCACCGCUGUAUCCUUGAAGGAGAACUGCUUGUAUGGAAUGACCAGAAUGGUGAUCUGAUGGAUUUCAACAAAAUUCGGAGGUUCCUUCCACGAUCCGGCGCCAUGAUUGGUGUUGACAAUGAUUCUCCGCCCCAACCGUACGAGCACUUGAUGAUCAUUUUCUUUGACAUUCUUCUCCUUGAUAACGAUAAAGUGGUGAAGACUAUCCCAGGCCGAGCGGACCUCGCCUAUCAGGAAGUGCUGGACUUCAACCGAGUUGAUAGCUACCAUAGACUGGAAAAGAGUUUCGAGAAAGCAAUUACGAAACGUUGGGAGGGAUUUGUCUUGAAGGCUUCUGACGAGCCUUACUUUCCGAUAUACUGCGCUGGUGUGGAUCAUAUGUUCGGCCGAUGGGUCAAACUUAAGAAAGACUAUAUACCCGGCCUUGGAGAUACACUAGACCUUGCGUUGAUCGGGGCUAGCUACAACGCGCGGGACGCUCCUGAUUUGGCACAAAUCAAAGGGCUGAAAUGGACUCACUUUUAUGUUGGCUGUCUUCUGAACCCAGAGCAUGUUAAAGAGGGGAACGCUUUGCCGCGUUUCCGAGUCGUUGAUGUGAUUAACCGACAUUGUAUGAGCAUUCAGACCAUGCAAACCCUCAAUAAAAACGGCGAGUUUUAUGCACGUCAACCUGAAACGUUUGAAGGCUUUCACAUUGAGUAUGGGCACGAAGGGCUUCCGACUGCAACCGCCUUGUUCAAGCGCCCGUUCAUCGUUGAGAUGCUGGGAAGUGGAUUUGAAAAACCAUCUGGCGCGAGAUACUUCACACUUCGAUUUCCUCGAAUUUUGAAGAUACACUCGGACCGAACGGUGGAAGAGUGUACCUCUUUCCAUGAACUGUUGACUGCAGCAGAAAAUGCCCGGGCUGUGCCUGCGGAUGAAUUGGAAGAACGGGAGAAAUGGUCAAAACGACUCAAGCUUGGGAGUGGAUUUGAUCAAUAUAUUGUGCGAUCUCCAAGCCCAGAAGCGACUUGUUCAGACACCGACGAGGAGACGAACUCCCCGUCAUCCCAGGCGCCCCAAACCACCACUACUUCUGAAGAAAGCUUUAUGGACGCAUUUCCGUUGAUGGAUGGGAUACGUGAAGAUCCAGUAGGGAAAGACAGCCAUGAUUCAUUAAAUAAUGACCAUCCACUGUGCCCUCUAGUCUACAUCGAUCAGACAUUACUUCCCAUGGAAGAUAAGAAUCCUGUUCUCGGGACCAGUGUACUGACGGACAACGAGAACCUGUCGUCUCGUCAGCGCUCCAACCAGGACGAUGGAAAGGUCGCUUCGCAAGACUCUUCUGGCUUUAUACGUCCUGUGCGGACAAUCAGUUUCACAUCCGCACAUGAAGAGCACCCUCAACAAUUACACGACACUCAGAAACGACUUUCGGACGAAUUAUCGGUGCCCACAACAUCCAAGCAGAAACGCAACGUGGCACCCCAGUCUCCUUUAACAACUAUCCCUAUAUGGACACCUGAAACCUCACUGGGAAGUUUUACAAUUCCCGAAAUUGAUGAAAAGCCCGGCAAUGAUCGCGAAGCUUGUGAUUUGGAUAAAUUUGUUCGAUAUCUCUGCUGUGAUGAAUCUACUUCUCACCUCCAACAAUCAAACCCCUAUGCCGUGUCACAAGGGACCGUAUUUGGAAUUGUCCUGUUUGAUCCCAAGGCAACUCAGUUAGGCAAAGAAAUGCACCGUCUCGCCACAACCCUUUCCAGUUUCGUCCAUACUAGAACAAGCCCACUCCCCUCCAUGGGAAGCAUAUUCUUUUUAGGCUCGAGCAUGUUGGGACGUGACCUACGCCCCGGUGACCUCCGUUUCUGCCUCCGUGAUACGUGGAAAGAUAUUGGACGCGAUCAUUUCUAUGGCUGUCUUUCAUGGAGUCUCAGCAAGCGAUCUGAUGAUAUGUCCAUCGGAAGAGAGAACUUCCGCUUUAAAUUGGAUCAAAGUUGUUAUGAUAUGACAAAUGAGAUAUCAGACCCUCUGCGCUCUGGACCAAGGACCCCAUGGAUUGAGAUGAGCUUUGAUGAAACAGCUAUUGCUGUGUUGGGCGAGUACACCUCGAUCGAACCUCUAGCUCAUGUUAUAUAUAAUUGA